AUGAAUUACCAGACCAUCAGCAUGGAAGGCGAUGCCUCCGUGCCCCAUCAUCGCACGGUCGACCGGCCGUCAUUAACAGACCCGCCCGCAGAGCCCUUGGACGACGUACCGCCGAGCCCACUACGAACCCCGACUACCUCCGCGCAGAGCUUCACCCCGCGCUCACUAAUCGUCGGCCUGAUAAUCGGCGCUCUAAUCACCUUCUCAAACACAUAUUUUGGCCUACAGACAGGAUGGAUCAGUACGAUGGCUAUGCCUUCUGCUUUGAUCGGGUUCUCGGUCUUCAAGGUCCUUACCAAGUACCUGUCGUUCCCGUUUACACCGAUCGAGAAUGUCCUGAUCCAGACUGUAGCCGGUGCAGUGGGUACAAUGCCGCUGGGAUGCGGCUUUGUAGGUGUGAUUCCCGCUCUUGAGUUCUUGCUGAGGGAUGGUGAAGAUGGACCACUUGGAGAUGGCGGGGAAGGUGAAGGCGGCCCUCUAAGGCUAGGCUUCGGGAAAUUGGUGGUCUGGAGUCUUGGGGUUUGCUUGUUCGGAGUGGUAUUUGCUGUCCCACUGCGAAAGGAGGUCAUUGUGCGUGAGAAGCUGCGCUUUCCAAGUGGUACCGCCUCCGCCCUGAUGCUACGGGUUUUGCAUGGUGCGGGGAAGGACGAGAAGUCUCCUAUAUCGGCCCAGCGUCAGAGCAGUGAUAUGGAUGGCGAAACCAGAGCAAUCGAUCAACACAAUGGGGAGGAGGAGACAGGCCCUUUGCUUAAAUAUACCGAUACCGAGGAUCAGACAGAGGAUCAGAAGGAUUGGCGGUCCAAAAUGCGUCUGUUAAUAGGCGCAUUCGUAGUAUCAGGCGUUUAUACCCUCUUUUCCUACUUUGUCCCUUUUGUUCGUGAUAUCCCCUUAUUUGGAGUGGGGAUUGCGCAUAAUUGGCUAUGGACCCUCAACCCGUCACCAGCCUAUAUCGGCCAAGGCAUUAUUAUGGGACCCGAAACCUGCAUGCACAUGCUAUUUGGAGCGGUGAUAGGCUGGGGCAUCCUCUCACCACUUGCCAAAGCUCGUGGAUGGGCCCCUGGGCCCGUGGAUAGCUGGGAAGACGGAAGCAAAGCCUGGAUCGUUUGGAUUUCGCUAGCUAUCAUGCUUGCCGACUCUCUAGUCAGCCUAGGAUGGCUUGUCACUAAGCCAUUGGUCAAUCGUGCGCCUGCAUGGCUGGCUUACCUCCGCUCAACUCGAAUUGCUCGAUGGAUCUCUCUACGACUUCAACCUGGCGAUCAUUCGUACAUCGAUUACUCCUCGCUAGACUCAGAUCAUGAGCCACUACACUUAGAGGACCACGAAAAUGACCCCGACCACGCCACUCACUGGGUGACACCUACAGCAGAAGACGAGGACGCCCCGCCCUCUCAGUUGAUUUCCAACCGCACAGUCAUGAUCCUACUCCCACUUACCCUAGUCCUAAACGUCGUCUGCAUGCACUACGCCUUCGGCGACAUCAUAUCCCCAUGGCUAUCAACACUAGCCACCCUCCUCGCGGUGCUCUUAUCAAUAAUGGGCGUACGAGCCCUGGGCGAAACAGAUCUGAACCCAGUAUCCGGCAUCAGCAAACUAACCCAACUCCUCUUCUCCCUCGCCACGCCAGCAUCCCACUUCUCCCGCCGAACCGCACUAGUAACCAACCUCCUCGCCGGCGCCGUCUCGGAAUCAGGCGCACUCCAAGCCGGCGACAUGAUGCAAGAUCUGAAAACAGGCCACCUCCUCGGCGCAAGCCCUAAAGCCCAAUUCUACGGCCAGAUGAUCGGCAGCGUUGUCGGUGCCGUCCUUUCCACAGCCGUCUACAAGAUGUACGUCAACGUCUACGAGGUUCCCGGCGACAUGUUCCAGACACCAACGGCGUUUGUGUGGAUCUUCACUGCGCGGCUCGUCACUGGCCAAGGUCUUCCUGAAAUGGCAUGGCAGGCAUCUUUCGUCGCGGGAUCAAUCUGGGUCGCGCUGACAGCCGCGCGUAUUUUCACCGCUUCACCUUCCUUUGCGCAAAACGGUCAACUGCCAGCUUGGCGGUCUUGGAUUCCGGGUGGAAUUGCCGUUGCAGUGGGAAUGUUCAAUGUUCCUUCUUUCACUCUUGCCAGGGCUAUUGGUGGUGUCAUUGCUUGGUGGUGGGCAAGAAAGCACGCAACGUCCGCGAAUAGUCGUCCUGGAUCCAGCAGAGCUGGCAUGGAGAGAGGUUCUACGCGCAGUGAAUCCGGAUCCCCUGAGCAGGUAGCUGAAAAGGCGGAUGUGGCUUCUUCAACCGUCGUUGUUCUGGCGUCGGGCCUGAUACUCGGCGAGGGAAUCAUGAGUAUAGUGAAUCUGCUUCUGGCAAGUGGUAAGGUGCCUCAUCUUUGA
Messenger RNA from Penicillium manginii, 2367 nucleotides. Its product is annotated as OPT family oligopeptide transporter. The transcript has 2 exons. Lineage: Eukaryota; Fungi; Ascomycota; Eurotiomycetes; Eurotiales; Aspergillaceae. The record is from RefSeq and is a predicted model, not a curated record. Gene Ontology annotation, molecular function: oligopeptide transmembrane transporter activity. Gene Ontology annotation, cellular component: fungal-type vacuole membrane. The coding region runs from base 1 to 2367 and encodes 788 amino acids.